Molecule: messenger RNA, 2288 nt
Organism: Misgurnus anguillicaudatus (oriental weatherfish)
Lineage: Eukaryota; Metazoa; Chordata; Actinopteri; Cypriniformes; Cobitidae
Gene: rybpa
Product: RING1 and YY1 binding protein a
Biological process (GO): positive regulation of DNA-templated transcription
Cellular component (GO): nucleus
Molecular function (GO): transcription coregulator activity; DNA binding
Source: RefSeq, a predicted model, not a curated record
AGGCGGGGUCACGUGACGGAGCGACGCCUCGCGCUGCGGCGGUCAGCGAGUGCAAGUGUGCGAUAUCAGCGGCAGCGGCUCUGUCUGGAGCUCACACUGUAAAUUACAGAAGCCCCCUCCUCUGGAAGACGGUGUUUCUCCCAUUAUGGGCGACAAGAAAAGCCCAUCAAGGCCAAAAAGACAAGCCAAGCCCUCUGCAGACAACGGAUUUUGGGACUGUAGCGUCUGCACCUUCAAAAACAGUGCAGAGGCAUUCAAAUGCAGUAUAUGUGAUGUGCGGAAAGGUACAUCUACAAGGAAACCUAGGAUAAACUCUCAACUCGUGGCACAGCAGGUUGCUCAGCAGUACGCCGCUCCACCCCCAGCCAAAAAAGAAAGGAGAGAGAGGUCAGACAGAGACCUGCCCGACGACGACCACUUCGACAUGGACAACUCUGACUCGGAUAGACUCAGCAGUCUCCACCCUGACUCUGACCAUCCGGAGAGAUUAGGUCUGGAUGGAGGUCAGCCGGACAGAGGACAUUCUCCGAAGGAGCGGAGACCGGAGCGCGUUCCGGAGAAACACCAGCAGAUCGAUGCAGACAGGAGGCCCGAGAGAUCGGAGCUGACCCAGGAUCUGCUCCAUCUCAACAGAACGGACGGAGAUCACACGGACAGAGGAGCGCUGGAAAAACUUCAGCCUCACAGGGAACACAUGGACAAAGAGCAUCCGAUUCCGCACACAGCAAGCUCCGGGAUGCAGCCGGCAGAGAGGAUGGGCGCAGAGAGAGAGGAGCUCAAAAAGGGAAAGAUAGAACGAGCCAUAAUGGAAAAACACAAGGAGAGACACAAAAGCCUCACACCCAGUAAAAAACCCACCGCCAAGAAGAUAAAGCCCAAACUCGUUCAUAAAGGUCCAACUGGUGAAAGUAACGGCGUGAAAUCUGGCAAGUCAGUGACGAAGAAUAACAAAUCUAUAAUUUCACGACCUAAACUGAAGAACAUAGACAGAAGCUCCGCCCAGCAGCUCGCUAUAACAGUGGGAAAUGUGACUGUCAUCAUCACAGACUUUAAGGAGAAGGCUCGCUCCUCCUCCACCUCCUCAUCUACUGUCACCUCCAGUGCUGGCUCGGAGCAGCAGCACCUGAGCUCCAGCUCGGAGAGCACGGACAAGGGCUCCUCCCGCGCCUCCACCCCAAGGAGAGACCACUCGUCUGGGCAUAACGAGACCCUGUGAAGGUCAAGGAGAUUUAGACACCGGAGCUCCUACAUCCACACUUGUAACUGUUAUAGUCACCUUAUGUGGAGGAGGGAUCUUUCCAACCCAUCUAGACAUUGCCCAUCAUGACACACAGGCGGACAUUACCUGUUUGAAACCCUCGUGGAGCACCCUGUAGAUCGAUGUGUUGAUGUUGGUGCGAGUCACGCCGAGACCCAAUGUAUAUUCUGUGCCCUAUUCUUACCAGAUAUUAACCCUGUUUGUGCGUCACAGAAACGAGCGCUCCAAGUUUGCAUUAUUAUUGUUCAUUGUCAUGAAAUUGUGCAGACGGUUUUGACUUUGUGUUUAGAAUUUAGGAUCGUUUACGCUAAAUGUAUCAGCUUCUUUCUCCAUCCUCAAACUCAAAGUCAAUUGCAGCUGUUUGUAGAAAGUGAGCUAUCGAUGAGAAGAUCAUGCUGUGCCACCUCGUGAAGGGAGAUUUGUUCCCUUAAUAUUUCAUAUGACAAACUCUUUUGUGUGUUUACAUGGUGGAAACACAAACUGUGAUUAUGUGAGUUUACAGUAUUAUAAAUACAUGGCCAACUUUGAAAUCCAUACAGUGUACCAUGUAGACAUGUUUUGUGGUUCACAAGAUGAUAAGAGAGAAUUUAGAAUAUUGAUCUUUAUCUUUCUCUGUUUUUAGACUUUAAACCUUUGCAUAUUUCUUGUUAAAGUAUAUCGGGAUUCACAGGACUGUCAGUUAUUAGUUAAUGGGAACAAUAUAACAAGAAUCCUGCAGUUGUUAGAAUAUGAAGCAGUUUAUCGGUGACAUUUUGAAGGAUUUAUACUAUGGUCUAUUUAAUGAAGAUCUCUGCUGAAAAUGGUCAUCACUAACAACAGUAAAAUCAGAUUGCAAUACAUAUAAUGAGAGAGAUGUAGUAUUCUGUACUACUUUUAGUAGAUAUGUUUUCUGACAGUUGCAUUUGAAUCAUUGUACAAUUGGCUUUCUCUGCCCAUAAGAAACAUUUAGCACAGAUUUACACACCCAUCAUGACCUUUGUUGAAAAUCUAGAAGCUUACGAAGCAAAUAAAAAUCUUCUUAAACUUACAA